AUGGCUUUAGUCUACAGAACUGUGAUGCAAUUAAGUGGCAUUUUAUUCUCUCUGUUGGGAUGGGUUCUAUCCUGUCUCACUACCUAUUUACCUCAGUGGAAAAAUCUCAAUUUAGAAUUAAAUGAAUUGGAGAUCUGGACCAUGGGACUCUGGCAAGCUUGUGUUGUCCAAGAGGAAGGGGGAAUGCAAUGCAAGGAUUUUGAUUCUUUCUUGGCUUUGCCUCCAGAGCUUAGGAUUUCUAGGAUUUUGAUGUUUGUUUCAAAUGGAUUAGGACUUUUGGGCCUCGUGCUUUCAGGUUUUGGGUUGGACUGUUUAAAGAUCGGUGAAAGACAACAGGAACUAAAGAAACGGCUAUUACUGCUUGGAGGAACACUCUUCUGGAUAUCAGGAAUUACAGCCAUAGUCCCAGUUUCUUGGGUUGCUCACACUACAGUCCAGGAAUUUUGGGAUGAGAAUAUCCCAGAUAUUGUUCCCAGGUGGGAUUUUGGGGAAGCACUAUUUGUUGGCUGGUUUGCUGGAUUUUGUCUUAUACUAGGAGGGUCACUACUUAGUUGCACUGUCUGUUCAACUGAAGUCCAUCCAUCCUCAGCCCAUUACACAGUAGCAGAAAUGCAAGAUCACUGUCAACACUUGGAAACUGAAAAUAGUCCUGAAAAUCUAGGAGUUUAA
Messenger RNA from Mauremys reevesii (Reeves's turtle), 669 nucleotides. Its product is annotated as claudin-22-like. Gene Ontology annotation, biological process: cell adhesion; bicellular tight junction assembly. Gene Ontology annotation, cellular component: plasma membrane; bicellular tight junction. The record is from RefSeq and is a predicted model, not a curated record. Bases 1 to 669 code for a protein of 222 amino acids. Lineage: Eukaryota; Metazoa; Chordata; Testudines; Geoemydidae. Gene Ontology annotation, molecular function: structural molecule activity. The transcript has a single exon.